CCCCAACGGAGCUCGCACCCUAGCUCUGCCACCACUGCCGCCUCCUCGGCCCCGGACCGCCGAGGGUUAACCAGAAAGCCCCACGCCCCCUUUGACGGCGCAGAGCCCACCUCGCCGAAUUUGAAAAGGCGGCCCCGGAGAGGCGUGGGCGCCCCCCACACUCUUCCAGCUUGCACCCGGGCUCCGAUUGCUCGCCUGGCUCCUCUCGCUCCGCUCCCGGCCGGGGCCGCGGGUUCGGUCUGGGCGCCGGUGCGCUCCUGCCGGUCCUGGUGCCCGGGACUCCGAGUCCCCGCGGGCGGCCGCGCACCAUGAAGCUGGCCCUACUCCUGCCCUGGGCGUGCUGCUGCCUCUGCGGGUCGGCGCUGGCCACCGGCUUCCUCUACCCCUUCCCGGCCGCAGCCCUGCAGCAGCACGGCUACCCCGAGCCGGGCGCAGGCUCCCCCGGCAGCGGCUACGCGAGCCGCCGGCACUGGUGCCAUCACACGGUGACAAGGACGGUGUCCUGCCAGGUGCAGAAUGGCUCGGAGACGGUGGUCCAGCGCGUGUACCAGAGCUGCCGGUGGCCGGGGCCCUGCGCCAACCUCGUGAGUUACAGGACUCUGAUCAGACCUACCUACAGAGUGUCCUACCGAACGGUGACCGCGCUGGAGUGGAGGUGCUGCCCUGGCUUCACUGGGAGCAACUGUGAUGAGGAAUGCAUGAACUGUACCCGGCUCAGUGACAUGAGUGAGCGGCUCACCACACUGGAGGCCAAGGUCCUCCUGCUAGAAGCAGCAGAGCGGCCCUCGAGCCCGGACAACGACCUGCCGGCCCCCCAGACCACCCCACCGCCUUGGAACGAGGACUUCCUCCCUGACGCCAUCCCUCUCGCUCACCCGGGGCCACGACAGAGAAGGCCCACGGGCCCAGCUGGCCCCCCGGGGCAGACAGGACCACCUGGGCCUGCAGGCCCCCCGGGCUCCAAAGGUGACCGAGGCCAGACAGGAGAGAAGGGCCCAGCAGGGCCUCCUGGGCUCUUGGGGCCUCCAGGGCCCCGUGGGCUUCCUGGAGAGAUGGGGCGCCCUGGCCCCCCAGGACCACCUGGCCCAGCAGGCAGCCUGGGCCCCUCACCAAACAGCAGCCCCCAGGGCGCCCUCUACUCCCUGCAGCCACCUACAGACAAAGACAAUGGAGACUCAAGGCUGGCCUCUGCCAUCGUGGACACAGUGCUGGCAGGCAUCCCAGGACCCCGGGGUCCCCCUGGCCCACCAGGUCCUCCUGGGCCACGAGGUCCCCCAGGACCACCUGGAUCCCAGGGUCUGGCUGGAGAGCGAGGCACGGUGGGGCCAUCCGGUGAACCUGGCAUGAAGGGGGAAGAAGGAGAGAAAGCCCCCACUGUGGAGAGUGAGGGGGUCAAGCAGCUGAGAGAGGCCUUGAAGAUCCUGGCAGAGCGAGUCCUCAUCCUGGAGCACAUGAUUGGGGUCCAUGAUCCCCUGGCCUCCCCAGAGGGAGGAUCUGGCCAGGAUGCCGCCCUGAGAGCCAACCUCAAAAUGAAGAGGGGUGGCCCCCAGCCCGACGGGGUCCUUGCUGCCCUGCUUGGACCCGACCCUGCACAGAAGAGCGCGGACCGCGCCAGCAGCAGGAAGUGAGAGCCCACUGCUCCAAGACACCUUGUCCUGUAGAGACCCAGCCCAGAGGCCUGAGCGGCUGCUGGUCCCUGAAGACACUCCCGGGGGACUGGGCUCCAGGCAUGGAUGACUGUGAGGGCCUGGGGGACUUUGGGGACAGAUAAUGCCUCCAGGGGCAGGGUCUGGAGGGGGCAGCACCCUCAUCAGGGGGCUGACCCUUCUCUGGCUUGUCCCCUCGUCCCCUCCCCAACCCCCCCACUCCCGGCUGGAGACGGGUCUGGAUGGGCUGGCUGCUGGGAAUGAGAAUAACCCUAAUACCUAUCAUUUAUUGGGUCCCUGCCACAACUGGCCCUGUCCAGGGAACUUUCCUUAUGUUGUCUCAUUAUUUAACCCUUAGGAGGUAAGCUUAUUAUCCCCACUUCAUAAGGGGACUGAGGCUCGGAUGGUAGAAAUAACCCUUCCUCGGCCACCAGAUCACGGGUGGCAGGGGCCGGAUUUGAACCCAGGCCCCUCAGUUCCUGAAGCCGUGUUAUCUUGACCCUGCCAGCUUCCCCUCUUCAUGAGAAAACUCAGACAGGGAAAGUGCGGGGCCAGGAUGGUUCCCUGAGGCAGGCAGGGCUGCAGGAGGCUGGGCCAGCCAGCCCAGGGGGACAGGCAGGGUCCUGCAGGGCCUCGGGCUUCCCUUCCUCAACCCCCUUCCCCACUGGCUGGGGGAUGGCCUGGCCUGCAGCUGCUCUCAGAGGCCCGGGAGACCCUGAAUAAGCCACUGCCAACCACGAGGACUUGAGGACCAUGAGAGAGCAGCACUCGGGGUCAAGGGCCCCCCACACCAGAUCAGCACCACCCGCCAAUUCCCCCCAGAUCUUGCUGAGCCCACCGGCCCUCUCUGGGUCCAUCCCAUCCCUGAGCCAGAGGAAGCAGCAUUUCAUGAGCAUGUCUAUCAGAGGUGGAACUUGCAACCUCUGCCCCACCCCCCAAGUCCGUCUCUCAGGGGACUCUGUAGGUUUGCUACUUUUGUAUGGCACAGCAAGGUCAGUGUCCCCUUUGCAAACUGCAGAGAGGGAAAGAGUCCCAGGCCUGCUGGGAAGAGAUGCUUCUGCCUCCCCACCUUCCAGAGCUGGGGGCCUGGCAGGCUCCAUGGCAGGCACCAGGUCCCUGGCAGCCCAGAGCAGCUGACUGGAGCCCUCAAGGCCUCUGGAGCCAGAGUCUCUGGGAUCACCUCAGCCCUGGUGCUCCUCUCUUGCUGGGCUGGGACCCGGGACACAGCCACGACAGCAACUCAGAGAACUGAAGGUGCUGGCACCACCCUGGGGCGCUCUGUCUUCACAGCAGGAGUGACUGUCUCCAGCGCUCUUGCUGCUCCUGUUCGGCUAUGGUCUAGUCCUUCUGGGCCCUGGGAUCUUCUUCUGGCCCUUGAGGCAGGUCUGGGUGAGGCGGUCUCUGUCUUCAUGGAGGGGUGGUCAGAGGCGGGCGGGACCACCAGCCUGUAGCGUUGUUAAUAUAUAUGACAAUAAAGGUGCUCUCCCCACUGUGA
Messenger RNA from Cebus imitator (Panamanian white-faced capuchin), 3141 nucleotides. RefSeq names its product collagen type XXVI alpha 1 chain (gene COL26A1). NCBI's taxonomy places the organism in Eukaryota, Metazoa, Chordata, Mammalia, Primates, Cebidae. The transcript is spliced from 13 exons. Gene Ontology annotation, molecular function: protein binding. The record is from RefSeq and is a predicted model, not a curated record. The coding region runs from base 309 to 1628 and encodes 439 amino acids.